UGGUUUUUUCCUUCUUUAUUUCUUAGCGGGCAGGACCUACCAAGGUUCAAAGUGCUUGAGAUGAACACAAAUGGAACACUUUAUCUCCACAAAACUUCAUUUCUGUGCACGAGAGAGAUUGCCAAACGUCUUACUGAAGGGAAAUAUCAACUUGCUGAGCCGAACAAUUUAGGUAACAAAUUACAAACCUUGUUUUGAUUUGAGUUUCAAAUUUAGGAGCUGAGUAAUGAGGUAAUUAUAUAUCAUGUUGAGUUAUCGAUUAAAUAAAAAAAUAAUAUAAUUAAUGAAAUACAGUUUUUCCCUUUUAGUUCACUAAUUCGUAUGAGUCAAUCAAUUCGAAGCUUCAACAUCACCCCCCUCCCCGGGCAACUCCUGGGAAUUUGAACGUUUGAAGAUUGGUUUGUACAAAUUAUCUCCCCACGGGACAAAUAUUGAGUUCAACUGCCCUACUUAAGUGCCGGAUGUGAUGGUCAGUUUUUUCAGUUGUUAAGGACAAAAUCAGCGACCGUAUGCAUGCUUUAAAACUUAAACCUUGUGGAACCUUAUUUCCGAGCCAAUUGCUCACGAAGGUGAAGCUCUCUAUCACUAACCAACACCAUAUUUAAAGAUAAAACACUUGUAUGAGGGUCUCAAAGAGGUGAUGGCUUUUACAGCUGACGAUCAAAAUGUUCGCCAAUUUACGGCUAACGGUGAACGUCUUUCCAUUGUUUUCACCCGGAAUUUUUUUUUUUAAGAUUAACAUUUUAACAACUAUCGGUCAAAAUUUUUCAAUUUUUACGCUUAACAGUUAAAUAUUUUGUCCGUUUAACGGUCAACGAUUAACCUCAUUUAGACCUUCUUUAUUCCACUGCAAAGACUUGACACUUCCGGUUUUAAUUCCCCACCCCCACUAUGGAAGGUUUAAGUUCCCCAUCCCCCGGGCACGGAUGAUAGUCUAAUGCCCGUAGGUUGCUUUGGGGGAUGUUUUAAGCUUUGGAUUGAGCGAUGCAAACGUCGAAAAGGCAGAAGAUGUGUUUAGUGUAUUUUCGUUUUGCAAAUUGUCUCUAAAAGAUUGUCCAAAGAUUUCGCGGCGUUAACUUGUAAAAAUCUGAAAGAGAAAGUUCCCUCAGCCGAUUCAGGCGUUUAUUGGAUAGACCCCGACGGUGGUUCUCAUUGUAACGCGUUCCAGGCUUACUGCGACCAGCAGACUGAAGGGGGAGGCUGGACACUAGUUUGGAGUUACACUUUUACAGAUUAUUCGAAUUUCCAGAAGGCAUCUAACGCUGUCACUCCGCGUCCAUCCUGGACAACAAGCAACGCUAACGUUCGAGUAUCCACAACAGUUCCACUCAGCGAGACCCAUUAUGAGGCCAUGGACUUUUCCUUGUGGCGCAGCAUUGGUAAGGAAUUCCUGAUCAAGAGCAACAUCAACAACUGGAUCGCAUGCAAGGAAGGUUCUGGUAGCUUGGUGCAACAGAGGGACGGGACUGUAAGUUGCAAGCUGGUCAAACAACUCUCUGGACAGUGUUCUGGUGUAGUGCCGAACAGGGUUAAGUCAAGUAGUGCUGAAAAAACUCUUUUAAGCCGUCAUCAUUAUUACUAUUUUGAAGGUGACAGGAGUGGGGGUUGGCCAACACAUGACCCAUGUGGAAAUAAUCAAGCAAAUCAAUUGAAAGGUGUGGCAAACCCACAUGGAAAUAUUUUCAUUCGUUAA
This is a messenger RNA of Pocillopora meandrina, 1693 nucleotides long. The record is from the annotation of a GenBank genome assembly. NCBI's taxonomy places the organism in Eukaryota, Metazoa, Cnidaria, Anthozoa, Scleractinia, Pocilloporidae.